UCUUCACUCACCUCUGCGCAAAGCGAUGAAAAUCCCGCACACACGCACGCGCUGCAGCUCCCUCGCCUCCGCUGCGCUCGCGGUCUGCCUCUGCCUCUCCGUGCGUCCGUGUAAAUCCGCGUGAAGCCCCCGCGCGCCCCUCCCUCCCUCCUCCUCGCGCUCGGGAUCAUGUGACGGCGGCGGAGGAGCGCCCCAUUAAUGGAGCUCCUCGCGCGUGUCUGCGCGCCGCGGAGCAGACGUGAGGAGGACUCGGAGGAGCAGCAGCAGCGGCCGCCGCCGCGCUCACCUCCGCGGAGUUUCACUUCCAGCCGCGCGCCUCAAACAUGCGUGCCAAGCAGCGGGCCGGCCCCCCGCCGUGCGUAAAGACGCAGUGAGGAGUUGGAAGAGUUUGGCCAAAGUUUGCGCGCAGCCUCCAGAAUGCCGCGCCCCGGCAGGAACACGUACAGCGACCAGAAACCGCCGUACUCCUACAUCUCGCUGACGGCCAUGGCCAUCCAGAGCUGCCCGGAGAAGAUGCUGCCGCUCAGCGACAUCUACAAGUUCAUCAUGGAGCGCUUCCCGUACUACCGCGAGAACACGCAGCGCUGGCAGAACUCUCUGCGCCACAACCUCUCCUUCAACGACUGCUUCAUCAAGAUCCCGCGCCGGCCGGACCAGCCCGGCAAGGGCAGCUUCUGGGCCCUGCACCCGAACUGCGGGGACAUGUUCGAGAACGGCAGCUUCCUGCGCCGCCGGAAGCGCUUCAAGGUGGGCGGCGCGCCGGGUGCGGACCCGCUGGCCGCCAGCAAGCCGCAGGACGCCGCGCACUACCUGCAGCAGCAGCAGCAGCAGCAGGCCAAGCUGCGGCUGAGCGCGCUGCACGCCGCCGCCGCCGCGCACCUGCCCGCCAUGCCGCCCGGAUACAACCUGAGCGCGCCCGCGCCCAGCUUCAAGCACCCGUUCGCCAUCGAGAACAUCAUCGCGCGCGAGUACAAGAUGCCCGGCGGGCUGCCGGCGUUUCCCGCGCCCGGAUACCCGCUGCACAACCAGCUGGCGCCCGCCUGGCCGCACGUGUACGGCGCGGGCGUGAUGGACACCUGCGACUACCCGGCGGCCUACGGCGUCCCGUUCAAGGCCCUGUGCCACGGCGCGCAGACCAUGCCCGCCGUGCCCGUGCCCAUCAAACCCACGCCCGCGCCUGUGCCCGCGCUGCCCGCGCUCCCCGCGCACAUCCCGGCCUUCCUGGCCAACUCCCCGCAGUCCCUGAGCCCCACGUCUCCGCAGACCGCCGCGGGUCACGGCAGCCCCGCCGCGCCCGCGGACGCGCCUCCGUCCGCGGGGCUGCAGGCCGCCGUCACCGUCCACUGACGGGUUCCGGUCCGGACCGGAUUCAUCCCUUCACACGUCGGACUGGAGACGUUCUGCGGACCGGAACUCUGACUCCCCCCCACUCGCACGCACGCGCGCACCAGCGACUGCGGCCUCGCGCGUUUUGUUGUACAGUUGAUGUGAAGAAUCCGAGCAGAAGAAAUCUUAUUUAUGUCUGAAGGCCGCGAGGCUCCGAGGAUGUGCGGGAUCUGCGGGGUUUGCGGGGCUGCAUGCUCCUGUCUGUGUUUCUUCUGGGGAGGGGGCAGCAGGCCUGGUGGGACGUUGUUUCUCCUGCUUCAUGUUUGCAAAUGGAUCAUUAAAGAAACGUUGGUGGAGAA
This is a messenger RNA of Oryzias melastigma (Indian medaka), 1685 nucleotides long. Its product is annotated as forkhead box protein B1. Gene Ontology annotation, molecular function: DNA-binding transcription factor activity, RNA polymerase II-specific; RNA polymerase II cis-regulatory region sequence-specific DNA binding. The transcript has a single exon. The coding region runs from base 418 to 1347 and encodes 309 amino acids. The record is from RefSeq and is a predicted model, not a curated record. Gene Ontology annotation, biological process: cell differentiation; regulation of transcription by RNA polymerase II; anatomical structure morphogenesis. Lineage: Eukaryota; Metazoa; Chordata; Actinopteri; Beloniformes; Adrianichthyidae.